AUGUCUUGCACGGUGGCUACGGUCACCAUCGAAUCCCCUUCGUCCAGCCGAGCCUCCAGUACGUCGCGUGACGAUGAGCGCACCCAAUUACUUCCUCGAGGUCGACGACAUUCCUACAAUACUUCGAGACGCCGGCAGUCAAGUAUCUGCAAUGCCGACGCUGUUUUUGUGAGGGUUGAAUUGUUCCUUACCGAGCUGAAGAGCAGGUUGGACAGGUUGGAAAAAUAUCGGCAAGAAAGUCUUCCUCAUUUCGAUGCCCAAUUAGAGCGCGCCUACCAUGCUUUGAAGGAUGUGCGAGACUCAUGUUCACCGUAUCACUCGGGUGAGCUUCUCUGGGGUGCAGCUCGUCAACGUGCCUGUAUCCUGGUUGAAACCUUGGAGACGCGGUACCAUGACCUCUUGCCGACUCGAGAGACGCUGGAACACCGGGCCCAGGUGGGCAUGCGAUUGAUGGAGUCAUUUCUGGCAGAACUGGAAUCUCGGGCUCACGCCCGGAAGAAGCAACUGCUCGACUCGGGUUGGAGAAAAAUGGACGAUUCCCUCAAUGCGACGCGAGAGAUGCUGGAAGAAGGCUUUGACAAAGCUCUUCGCGCAAAAGACUUGCUUGCCGAAUCCAUUUCCCAUGCUUUGAGCCGUGCGGCCGAAACACGGCUAAUACGUUACGAAGAUCUGCCGAUUCCCUGGAGAAACAAUCCACACAUUAUCCGCGGCUAUCGAUUCAACAAAACCAAAAUCGAAUGCGUCACUUCCAUGUUUCGACCUUCGAACGAGUUGGUCAAUAUUUGGUCACAUGGUAUUGGUUUGGUGAUCGUUCUCGCUGUCGCCUUUUACUACUAUCCUUCGUCACCCACAUUUCCCCUGUCAAGCAAGUGGGACGUUCUGGUCGCAGCAUGUUUCUUUGUCGCGGCUUGCAAAUGCCUGAUCUGCUCCACCAUGUGGCACACGAUGAACAGCAUAGCCGAUAAAUGCUUGCUCGACCGAUUUGCUUGUGUCGACUAUACCGGGAUUUCAUUUCUGGUCGCGGCCAGUAUUCUGAGCACGGAAUGGACCGCAUUCUAUUGCGAGCCCGUGUCGCGCGCCAUCUAUAUGACCUUGACCACGAUUCUCGGGAUAGCUGGAGUCAUUCUGCCGUGGCGGGAAAGCUUUAAUCGGGCCGACAUGGCGUGGGCUCGUGUGGCAUUCUAUGUCACGCUUGCCGUGACCGGAUUUGCCCCCGUGUUGCAGUUGAAUUAUACUCGAGGAGCCGCUUGGACCUUUUAUUUCUAUGCCCCAGUGACCAAGAGUCUGAUGGUUUAUUUCACGGGAGCCGUAAUCUAUGCAAGUCGAGUGCCCGAAAAAUGGUGGCCCGGCCUAUUCGACUAUGUUGGAGGCAGUCACAACAUUUGGCACAUUGCAGUUGUGGCAGGUAUCUUAUUUCACUAUACCGCCAUGAUGGAGUUUUUCCAAGGGGCGUUUAGAAGAAGAGCCAGUGACGGCUGUUGUUUGGGAUGA
Messenger RNA from Rhinocladiella mackenziei CBS 650.93, 1491 nucleotides. RefSeq lists its product as uncharacterized. Gene Ontology annotation, cellular component: membrane. The record is from RefSeq and is a predicted model, not a curated record. Bases 1 to 1491 code for a protein of 496 amino acids. Gene Ontology annotation, molecular function: signaling receptor activity. The transcript has a single exon. Lineage: Eukaryota; Fungi; Ascomycota; Eurotiomycetes; Chaetothyriales; Herpotrichiellaceae.